This is a messenger RNA of Schistosoma turkestanicum, 621 nucleotides long. The record is from the annotation of a GenBank genome assembly. Lineage: Eukaryota; Metazoa; Platyhelminthes; Trematoda; Strigeidida; Schistosomatidae.
AUGAGAUUAUUUGAUGUAAAUGAUACAACAAAUUCUAUUAUUAAAUCUACCGGCAGAAGAAAAUACCUUGAUCUUGUAUAUGAAGAUUCAUGUACAUACUUUCAACCUUAUUUCAUGAAAGAGCGCUGUCUUUCAAAUGUUCUAAAUACAAGAAAGCUUUUCACAGAAGAACUUCCGGCUACCUACGGAGGGCAUCAAAACCACUGGCGCCACUUGGAUGGUAAAGUUGUCAGAAGACUAGAUUACUUAUCUGAUGUAUUUGAACAACAAUCUCUGAACUAUAAACCAAAUUUGAAGCGUAUUAUCAGCCUAAUUACUACAACAGUACAACCUGAACUAUUAGGGCCGAUAUCACGAUUUAAAUUAAUUCAAAUGAAACAAAAAUUGAUGAAGUGUAGUAAGCCACAGAACAAACCAAAGCAAAACAGAACUGCUACAAAACAGAAAAAAUGUAUGGAUUAUUACAAUGAGACGCCGCUAAAUGGUAUGAAUUCUGUGCAGAAGUUACUCAAUGAGAAACUUAGUAUACUACUUACAAAUGAAUAUUUAGAUGAGAUAUCUGAAAAACAGGAAGAAGCUGAACAGCUGUACGAGUGGAGUCAAUGUCUACCUCAGUUGUGA